This is a messenger RNA of Penicillium canescens, 2795 nucleotides long. Its product is annotated as putative serine/threonine protein kinase (Kin4). Gene Ontology annotation, biological process: intracellular signal transduction; microtubule cytoskeleton organization; protein phosphorylation. The record is from RefSeq and is a predicted model, not a curated record. The transcript is spliced from 6 exons. NCBI's taxonomy places the organism in Eukaryota, Fungi, Ascomycota, Eurotiomycetes, Eurotiales, Aspergillaceae. The coding region runs from base 519 to 2795 and encodes 758 amino acids. Gene Ontology annotation, molecular function: protein serine/threonine kinase activity; ATP binding; tau-protein kinase activity. Gene Ontology annotation, cellular component: cytoplasm.
CUCCUCUUUUCCCUUCACAACUAUCUGGGCUUCCCUUCUCCCUUCCUUUUUCUUCUUCUUUUUUGUCCUUUCAGUUUUCGUUCUUUGAGGGUGUUCCCCUUUUUCCAAGGGAUCUCCGACCGGUGUAUCCCGUCCCCUCGCGCCCCCUCCCCUCCUGGAUUCGACCAUGUUCAAUUGAAAUCGCUUCGAGUCGGGAUUUCGCGUCUGAGACAUUUGUUUUGUUUCUCCGAUCUUUGACGUGCCGAAUAUCGUGGAUCUGGGGACUUGAGAACUGCAGUGCAGCUAUCUUGAGCUUUGGGUGUUCGACGCGUCUUUACCCCUGGGCAACAUCGAUUGCGCGUUGAAUUGAGUGCGACCGGUCGCCAACCCCUCGAUUUUCACCGUGCCCUCUCGCGCCAAUUCUACGAAUCGCAGUUACCAAUUUCUGCCUGAAGCUGCCUCGGGAGUCACACAAGCUCAGGCUUUGCGCAUCCAUCAGAAGCCACUUCUGAGGCCGGUCCCGAACAGCUUCUUCGGCUAUGAGCACUUCCCGUCAGCCGGCUGUGCUCCCCACCCAUGCUUCACCAGGAUCGACCAGCGCCGCGUCUCCCUCCCAAAAGAAUGCUCGCACGGCCUACCCCGACAUGUUAGGUACGCCACCGGUUCCUCCGCCGCGAACCUCGUCAACAAACCACAGCCGUCGGAGUCCGAACGGAGCGUCGGGAGAAAAACAAUCUUCCCGAGGAAAGAGCAGGUCUGAGCGAAAGGAACACCGUGAGCGCCCACGUGAAGACCGAAACGGCAAAUCACGGAGACACCAGGGAGAGGAGACAUCUCGCGAAGUUGAGUCAAGAACAGCGCCACCGGUCCAAGCCGAGUCAAUGGAGAUGCCUGAGGGGAAUCUAGUGAAGGAGUCCAGUGCAGUGCUCAACUCUGUUAAAGUCAGCGACCCUGUCGUGGAUCACGAAAGAGAGCAGGUCCGACAAGUUGGUGCAUCCGCAGAGCAUGCCCCCUCAUCGGGCUUGACAGCUGGGUCCGAUGGCGCAGAAGAGGCUCGCGGGCCUCGCAGUCGACAUGAUUAUAACAACGGAAAUGUCGUGAAGCGCAAGGAGACUACUUUCGGCUCUUACAUUCUUGGGCAAACCCUCGGUGAGGGUGAGUUCGGAAAGGUCAAGCUGGGUUGGAAGCGAGAUGGUAGCAUCCAAGUAGCUAUCAAGCUCAUUCGGAGGGACUCACUGGGAACCAACCCCAGCAGACUACCCAAGAUCUACCGUGAGAUUUCCAUUCUACGCGAUCUUGCACACCCCAACAUUGUGCGCCUCCAUGAGAUGGUGGAAACCGACCGCCACAUUGGUAUCAUCAUGGAGUACGCGUCAGGAGGUGAACUGUUCGACUAUAUCUUGAACAACCGGUACUUGAAGGACAAUUCCGCGCGCCGACUGUUUGCUCAGCUGGUUUCGGGAGUUGGCUAUCUGCACAAAAAGGGAAUCGUUCACCGUGAUUUGAAACUGGAGAACUUGCUUCUCGACCGGAACCGCAACAUAAUAAUUACGGAUUUCGGAUUCGCCAAUACAUUCGACCCAAUGGACCCGCUGGACGAGGAGAUCGAGUACAACCUGACCAACAAGGAAUAUGUCAAGCGAAAGCGCCUAGACAAGGUUAACAGCAAUGGGUUGCGCCGAGGGGAUUUGAUGCAGACCAGCUGUGGCAGUCCCUGUUACGCCGCUCCUGAGCUUGUUGUGAGCGACUCCUUGUAUACAGGUCGGAAGGUGGAUGUGUGGAGUUGCGGAGUUAUCUUGUAUGCCAUGUUGGCUGGAUACCUUCCCUUCGAUGACGACCCAGCAAACCCCGACGGCGACAACAUUAAUCUUCUGUACAAAUACAUCAUCACCACACCUCUCACAUUCCCAGAAUAUGUAACACCACAUGCGCGCGAUCUUUUGAGGAGGAUACUGGUUCCCGACCCGCGGAAGCGUGCAGAUCUGUUUGAGGUUGCCCGGCACAGCUGGCUAAGUGAAUACUCGCACGUUGUGUCUCAUAUCACAAGCAGCACAACAAAUGUUGCGGACAUUGCCAACACAACAAUUACUUCCGAAACACAAAAAGAAGCCCCCCUCUCACCCGAAGUGCCUCUCAAUGUUCCAGCUGUUGGUGGUCUGAACCACCAUGCUGGAGACAUUUCGCAAGACUCGCCAUCCGAAAAGUCCAAAACCACUCGCGAUGCCAAGCGAAGAACGGUCCAAGUCGAGUAUGUCGCCCCUCAGUCACAAACGACGAGAGGAGAACCUCCAGCAGAGCCGUCCACCUCACGCCGAGCCCCAGCUCCAUCAGAACCACCAAUGGCGCCGGUGCAGCAGCCAGCAGAGCCAGUCCAAAAGAAGGGCGGAGACGCGCCGGCGCUCAACCUCAACAAGCCCCUUCCAGGAUACUUCCCGCGCUCGACCUCGGACAACGCAGCACUCACUGGAUCGCACACUGUUGCGUUGCCUUCAGGUGCACGGCCCGCCACUGGUGGCUCCAUGGCUUCCUUCAACAACGCUGGUCGUUUACCUUCUCGCGGUUCCUACGGACAGCCGGUGGCUCCUACUGUUACCGCAACUAAUACCGAAGGCCGCCUGGCACAGCCCAAGAGCAGACAAUUCACCCUUCCCCAAGAACCAGAGGCAUCUACUACAUCGAUCGGCCGUCCAAGCACCCAGGUAUUGCCUUCAACAUUCAACACGACGCCUCGGCAAGAGCCACCAAAGGGCCACAAAAGGUCAAACACUGUUUCUAGCCUUGGCGAGAAACUUUUGGACGCUCUGGGUCAAUCUUAG